Molecule: messenger RNA, 1794 nt
Organism: Loa loa (African eye worm)
Lineage: Eukaryota; Metazoa; Nematoda; Chromadorea; Rhabditida; Onchocercidae
Product: DNA replication complex GINS protein PSF2
Exons: 4
Coding region: 61-498 (145 amino acids)
Biological process (GO): DNA replication; double-strand break repair via break-induced replication
Cellular component (GO): GINS complex; nucleus
Source: RefSeq, a predicted model, not a curated record
AGACAAAAAAAAAAAAGAAAGAGCAACUGGAACUAGAAAGUGAUAGUAAGUGAGGUGAUCAUGACACCGGAACAAUGUGAAUUUCUUGCCGGUAAUGAAUGGAUUCAGAUAAAUCCACAGUUUAGUUUGGAUGAAUUACGCUUGAUAAGUGGUGAUAUUGGACCAUUCGAAGCUGGCAUGCCUAUUUGGGUACCACUUUGGGUAGCAGUUACUUUAAGGAAACGACGGAAAUGCACUAUCAUUCCACCAGAAUGGUUAUGUGUGGAGGAAUUGAAAAAACUUGUAACAGCAGAAAGUGGAACUAAUGCAUUUGGACAAGUGCCACGGUUUUAUUUAGAAAUAGCUCAUAUGUUCGUACAAUAUGCCAAAGAAGAUCUUCCGGAUAGCGAUAUGAUACGAGUUUAUGUACAAGACUUAUGGGAUAAGCGAUCUGCGAAACUCAACAAUUCAUCUACUAAAUUUUUGGGACAGGUAUAUCUUAAUUAUAUUAUUAAGUGAAUAAAAAGAGCAAUUUAAGGAUGAGAAAUUGUCUUAACUAUACUUACUGACAAAAAUUCCUCAACAAUUACAACGAUCAUAAUAUGUAACAUCGAAUGAUAAAGAGGUUAAGAUUUUGCUUUUAUCAAUUCUUUACCGAUUUCUGUUUUUAUCAAUCUAAGCUGAUUUUUGCCGCUAAAACUUCAUGCUUGAAAAGAAUGAAAAGUAUUACAUUUUAGAACAAUUUCCAACUUAAACUGUACAACAAUAAUAAUAAUAUACAGUCAUUUUUGCACAUUUCGGAUAUAUAAGCAGACAAGUCAUUUCCGGAUGUACCAACCAGGUAUAAUUGACGGAGCAAAAAAAAAAUUGCGGGCGUCAAUGAACACGUGCCGCUAAUCCGCCUCUAGAGCAUAACAUGCUUUCAAUAAUACAAAUGCAUACCGACACUGUCGUAUACUAACUCCCACGGCUCCUUAUCCCUCUCCAUCUCCUUUUAGUGGUCUCCUCUCCUUUUUCUUCUCUCAAGAAAGGUAUUAACUGUAUCUUCUAUGACCGUCGGGCUUUGCCCACUUAAAUCAUAGCAACCAUCUCUUGUAACUUUGAGUUUUAUUACCUUAUAACUCGACCUAUAUUACAGAUAUUUCUUCACUCACCCUCUCUAUUAUACACUCUCAGAGAUUACUUAUCCUGAGAGUCAUUCCCGUAAUAUAGUAGCAUAGGCACUGAGAGACUGAAUGAACUUCAUUUUGAAGGCGCAGCAAUGAUUAACUUGACUAAAAGGAGGAAAAAUUAUGAGACCAUAGUUGAGACAAACAGCAGCAAUCUUUUAAAAUAGAUGAUGCAAGGAAAAGUUUUCUACAAGUUCUCAUAUAAUUCAUCUAUUGUAGGUAAAUUAUGUUGUAAAAUCACUUCUGCUCUAUUUACAGGUGGAAUCAUGUCAUGCAAGGAUGGAUAAUAUUACUUUAAUGGAAGUGGCGUACAUUAAGCGAUCAUUAAUUAUAGCUAGUCGUGAAAUUGAGGCGCUUAACAAAUCGUUCCAUGAAUUAUCCAGUCAAAGCAGUAGUGAUCAAAGAUAUCUAGUAGCUUGAAAAAAAAAAAAAACAAAAGAAAACUCUGUUAUUCCUUUAUGUGUACUUUACUGCUUUUUUAUUGGAUGAUUGCAAAGGAAAUAAUAUACGUGAGGAAUGAUCCUACAAGUUUUUUUCUAUUCCAAAACCUUGUCCCCUACUUCUUUCCCUUCCGUUUUCAUUCUUUGUGCAGCAGCAAUGAAGAAUAAUUGUCGAAAUAAAGUUACUAUUCGAAGUUCAAUUUGUC